CUUCCGCCCUGCUCCACCAGUAGCGGAGACGAUGUACGUGAGUGAUGUAAUGUCGCCUGCCCGCUGACCACACAGAUGGCUGUCUGUGCCAGGCUGUGCGGUGUGGGUCAGUCGCGGAGGUGCCGGAGGCGACCGCGACAGAACAAGCAAGACCAAAGCAGCGAUUCGGACAUGGACGAGGAGGAAGAAGAGCGGAUUGUGGGUCAGCGGCGAGGCGACGCCGGCGCAGAGGCCCCAGACAGCGGCGUCAACACCGCGGGGCCGAGUCGGGUGCACUGCAGCGGGGCUGGCGGCAGACGACACGGCGUGGGACUGCCGCACCCGCAGGUUUUGUCGGAAUUACCGCCGGAGCUUUUAGUGGAGAUAUUCUCCCUGCUUCCCGGAAUUGCACUACCGAAUGUCGCCCUCGUCUGCAAGACGUUUAGACAGAUUCUCAACACUGAAACCAUCUGGAGAAGACGCUGCGUGGAAGAAUUCCACAUGAAGGAAGAUUUGAGGAAGAUGGAAUCGGGAGGAGUUUCUAGCCGUGACCUCUAUGUGAAACGUGUUAACCCACGAGUGAAGUCAGGGCGCUUUAUGAAGCUCCUACCGGACUACGAGCAUAUGGACUAUAAAGACGUGUACAUGCACUUGCUUCAUCCAUACAGACAUAUAUUGGGCCUAUGGCAGCCUGACAUUGGCCCUUAUGGAGGAUUACUCAAUGUUGUGGUGGAUGGGCUGUUCAUCAUCGGCUGGAUGUAUUUGCCACCGCAUGACCCCCGUGUGGAAGAUCCCAUGAGAAGACGACCGCUUUUCCGUAUCCACAUGUGGGACAACAAAAAGGCCACUGUGGAGUGCAUGUAUGGACACAAGGGCCCCCACAAAGGAGACAUCCAGACCGUUAAAAAGGAUGAAUUCUCAACGAAAUGUAAUCAGACAGAUCAUCACCGCAUGCCAGGAGGCAGACAAGAGGAGUUCAGGACAUGGUUGGAGGAAGAAUGGGGCCGGACGCUAGAAGAAAUCUUCCACGAGCACAUGCAGGAGCUCAUCCUGAUGAAGUUCAUUUACACCAGCCAAUAUGACAACUGCCUGACGUACCGGCGCAUCUACUUGCCACCUGCAAUGCCGACUGACUUGACUCAGCCUGGCCUCUUCAAAGGCACCUAUGGCAGUCACGGCUUGGAGAUCGUCAUGCUCAGCUUCCACAGGAACUCUGCACGAGCCACCAAACUCACUGGAGACCCCAACGUCCCUGCUGGGCAACUGACUUUGGAUGUUGAUUUGAGCCAGCCUCUAGUCCUCCCGGACUUGGAACAUCAGCGCAAUGUAGAGGAGUUGUCACGACUCGUACUUGGGGUACACCAACAAGUCCGGAGCGAGGCGAGAGAAGACACUCCCGCCCUGGUGACGGUACCAGCAGAGGGAGCAUGUGGCGGUGUUAGCUCAGCAGAGGCGCUUGAGGUCAAUCAUGGCGUUGGUUCAGACGGUUGCCAGGCGGGUCCAAGCGAAGACAUUGGUCCUCCUGAGACGCAGCCCUUCAUUCUGCCUCUAGGAGUCAUGGCUCGAAAUGAGGUGUAUCCUCGCACCUGCAGAAAAUGCUUCUACGGGACAGGCCUGAUUGCAGGACAUGGCUUUACAAGUCCCGAGCGCACCCCUGGCCUCUUCGUGCUGUUUGACGAGGACCGUUUCGGAUUCAUCUGGCUGGAGUUGAAGUCCUUCAGUCUCUACAGCCGCCUGACGGACGGCCUCGCCCACGCACACGCCCAAAACAUGGAGCAAUUCGAGGCCAUGCUCCGCAACAUGCAGUCUUGGACAUCCUGAUGAUCCCAGCUUUAGGUCCCUUCCGGCAGUGCAAUGCAUAAUGAUAAUAAUAAUAUACAGUACAUUAUACCCAAAUAACCUCUGUAUCCCCCUCCUCUUGCCGCGUUACAAUAUAUAUUAGCUCAUGACACGUUUUCCAGCUUUUAUCUAUACAUGUUUGUCAAACAUUUAAUUUACCUGUCCAAUCAAGGCAGUUUUAUCUCGCAGACCCAAGCACUCCCUUUGGAAGGCCAGUGCAGCAUGACAACGGGUCACAAUAUUUAUUUAUUUAUUCCCUCCAGGAAAAACAGGAGCGAUAUUUCAUGCCACUUUUUAAGGAGCAAACUGUAUGUGCCUCUGAUUUUAGAACCGCGUGUGUGAAGCUAAUGCAUUUCAAUUCAGUGGCCGGUAUGCUCCACUAUACACACAUGCUGCUCUUGGUUUGUCACUUUAGUUUGCUACAGUAGAUAAUCCCUGCGGAAAAAAAAAAAGACAGCUUCUCAGGUACAGUUUUCUUUGGCCCACAAAAUUGUUUUAAUCCUGAAUAAUUUCAUUAUUAAAGCAAGAUGUGUAACAGGGCUAUGUUUUAACUCUUGUCAAACGCUGACAUUCAGAUUUCGUGCUCAUUGAGAGUUAGUGUUAACAUUUUCAUUUUGGAAUAAUCCGAAGCAUGAUCUCACCACACCUUACUUGAUAAUGUCAACUGGAAAGAUGUGUUAGAAAAGUAGAACAUAAGCUAUACAACUUGCACUGGAUUUUGUGAAAUUGCAGCAUAUUGUUUGAAAUGUAUUACUUGUUCUGUUUAUUGAAAUGUAUACCUUGCCUUUCACCAGAAACCUUCCUCUAUUUUUCCCAUACAUGACUAUCUAACUAUAUAUUUGAAAAACCCCUUCAAUCAAAAUUCAUAUGGAAGUAUACCAAGUACUGUAUGAGUGUAUGUUUGUGUAUCAUGUUAUGACUUGUUGCCCAGUAGCUUUCCUACAACAAGUGCACUUUUUCCAGGCAGUAUAGUAAAUAAAUACACUGCGCAGACUGGGCAGCAUAUUUGUGGUAGACUGCAGCUAUAUUAACAUUUGCACACCAAAAAGUACUUGAGCAUCUUCAAAUUGUGUCCCAAUCAUCUGAACCAAAAUGUAGAAAUCUCCAAUUCAUCAUUACGUGACUAAUUUUAAUGAUUAACCUUAUUGUUGCUUUGUAUUCUGUACUACUAUAGGGCUCAUUUUAAAUAAGCAAACUAAUUAACUUUUCACAUCUGUUUUUUUCUCUUUGUAAUUGUGUUUUUUAUUGUAAUCGUACAUACAAUUCCUCCCCGACUGCUGUUUUAUAGAGGGCCAAAUGGGUAAAAAUCUGUAAAUAAUUACUUAUGUGUCAGUCAUUGAUUACUGAAACCAUUUUUUAAAUUAUUAUAUGUAAUCUUAAUACAAAUGUGUCAAUCUAUUAAAUUAUUAAACCAUGGAAUCAAAUUGAGGAAUAAUUAAAUCAAUAAAUGAUUAAAUGUAAUUUAAAUGUUUCAUUGGUAAACUUCAAUAAUCAUAAAUUUAAGAAUUUAAAUCAAAUGAUAAGAAAUCUUAUUGAAAAAAUGCAAUAUUUAAUCAAUUCUAGUAUUUAUGAUUAAAAUGAUUGAUUUGAUGAUUUAUAAAUGACACAUUUAAGUAAUUGUUUUAAGAUUUAUUUAAUUUUGUCCCAUUUGACCGUCCAUACUCUUUUACCUCAAGUGCCAUGGAGUAAAAAAAAAAAAAAAAACUGCAUCUGUAGCAUCCGUGAUAAGCAUCUUUGUUUCUAAAAAUCCAUUUUUGGUGCAAGCUACACUGCAAAAAGUGAAAUUCAAGCAAGAUUUAAUGCCCAAACUAAAAGAUACUUAUUUUGUACUCAAAUGAUAUUUUUUCUCGAUGGGCACUUUCUAUGUUAGACGACUUCUCUUCUUCAGAACGACACCAGUUGACUUGUCAAAAUAACAAAUGUUACGUAUUCUGUCAACUCAAAUGGAUUUGCUUGUUCUGUUGCCAUGUUAUUGUAUUUUUAUAUUAAUAUUUCUAGAUUUCCUAUUUUGCAGUAUAGCUUUUCUCCUGUCGCCGCUUGAGACAUUCACUUUUUUUUCCCCUUUUACAUUAUUUAAUGAUAUAAAUGAAACAUUUCAUUAAAGUUUACCCGUUCAAUUCUUAAUUUUUUUGGGGAUAGCAUUUUUGAAACUGUAAAAAGUGCACGUCUCUUAUAGUCAAUGAAAAUAUCUUGUUUCAAACUUUCAUACAAUUGCAUUGAUUUUUGAGUAUUUCCUGCUGGAUCAAUAAAGUAUCUACCUAACUAUUGUUAA
This is a messenger RNA of Nerophis ophidion (straightnose pipefish), 4090 nucleotides long. It is a transcript of the gene fbxo31, whose product is annotated as F-box protein 31. NCBI's taxonomy places the organism in Eukaryota, Metazoa, Chordata, Actinopteri, Syngnathiformes, Syngnathidae. The coding region runs from base 76 to 1800 and encodes 574 amino acids. The record is from RefSeq and is a predicted model, not a curated record. The transcript has 10 exons. Gene Ontology annotation, molecular function: protein binding.